AUGAUUCACCUCACUGAUUGAGGACUGUGUUGUAUUGAUCGGGAUUACUUACUCAUCAAAUUUUGAAUUUCUCGAAUACUUCACUUCUCAUUUGUAUUUUAUUGUGAAGAGCAGCCUUGAAAAACUACGAAAUGGCGUCUGAAACUCUAAUCCCAUUAGAAUCAAACCCUGAAGUUAUGAAUAAGUUUCUCCAGAAACUGGGUGUACCUAGUCAGUGGGCUAUUGUCGAUGUUAUGGGUUUAGAACCUGAAAUGCUGUCAUGGGUGCCUCGUCCUGUGUUGUCUGUUAUGCUCCUCUUCCCUACUUCUGACCCUUAUGAGGAGCAUAAGCAGAAGGAAGAAAGUGAUAUUUUAUCCAAAGGUCAAGAAGUUUCUAGUAAUAUUUUUUAUAUGAAGCAGUAUAUUAGUAAUGCAUGUGGCACUGUCGCCCUAGUGCACAGUGUCGCUAAUAAUACCGAUAAGAUUGAUCUGACUGAAGGUCACAUGAAGUCAUUCUUAGACGAAGCCAAAGAAUUAGAUGCUCCUGCUCGGGGCAAGCUGCUAGAAAAGUGUGAGGGCAUUAUCAAGGCCCAUAAAGAACUAGCUCAGGAAGGUCAAACCAACACUCCAAGUGCAGAAGAACCUGUGAACCAUCACUUCAUAACUUUUGUUCAUAAGGAUGGAGCCUUGUAUGAACUGGAUGGGCGUAAAGCAUUCCCUAUUAACCACGGCCCCACUACACCUGAUACCUUACUAGAAGAUGCUGCUAAGGUGUGCAAGGAGUUCAUGGCCCGAGACCCCAAUGAAGUUCGUUUCACAGUGAUUGCACUGGCAGCUUCUGACUAAUGUGUCAAUGUGUAGAAUUUUAAGCACUCUACAGCAUUUAGCUGGCUGUAGUUUAUCAAGCUGUGCUUUAUAUCCAAGCUUAAUAAUAUUCUCACGUUUGAUACAAAAAGGUGCAAUGCAAGCUUUUGUGAUACUCAAUACAAAGUAUUUAUUUUGAAAUAGAAUUCGUAAUAAAUUUUUCAUAAAUUGGCUUAAA
Molecule: messenger RNA, 1020 nt
Organism: Trichoplusia ni (cabbage looper)
Lineage: Eukaryota; Metazoa; Arthropoda; Insecta; Lepidoptera; Noctuidae
Gene: Uch
Product: ubiquitin carboxyl-terminal hydrolase
Exons: 2
Coding region: 132-824 (230 amino acids)
Biological process (GO): protein deubiquitination; ubiquitin-dependent protein catabolic process
Cellular component (GO): cytoplasm
Molecular function (GO): cysteine-type deubiquitinase activity
Source: RefSeq, a predicted model, not a curated record